AUGGGGUCUUGGGCUGGGGAUGUGGGGCCGGGGUGGGCAGUGGAUGACAGGGGGGCUGCAGAGCCCCUGAUGUACCCCUUCGGGUAUGAGCUGGGUGAUGCCACCACCCCCACCGAGGAUGACGGGAUGUCCCCCAAGAUCCCCAUCGAUGUCCCCUUCUCCUUCUACGGCCGACCGCACCACAGCCUCUACGUGAACAACAAUGGCGUGGUGUCGUUUGGCGUGUCGGUGGCACAGUACACACCCGACCCAUUCCCGCUGGCUGAUGGGCGGCCCUUUGUGGCACCGUACUGGGGCGACGUGGACACACGGCUGGGCGGGCACGUGUACUACCGCCAGAGCCGUGAUGCCGAACUGCUGCGCCGUGUCACACGUGACCUCCACACCUACUUCCCCAGCAUCCAGUUCACCGCCACCUGGGCCCUUGUGGCCACCUGGGACCGCGUGGCCUUCUUUGGCGCUGCCACCACCGUGCACCGCAAGGAGAACACAUUCCAGGCGGUGCUGGCCACGGAUGGCGUCAUCUCCUUCAUCAUGCUCAACUAUGGGGACAUCCAGUGGACAACUGGCAUCGCCAGUGGCGGGGACCCCCUCACCGGCCUGGGGGGCACCGCUGCACAGGCUGGUUUCAACAGUGGGGACAACACGCACUACUACAACAUCCCGGGCUCGCGCACGGACAAUGUGUUGAACAUCCAGCACACCAGCAACGUGGGGGUGCCUGGGCGCUGGGUCUUCCAGGUGGACGUGGGUGUGGGCAAUGUGGCACCCAGCACUGCACCCCCCCCGCCACCCCGCACCACCGUAGCCCCCCCACCGCCCACCGAGGGCAGCCAGGACGAGUGUCUAGAGUAA
Molecule: messenger RNA, 855 nt
Organism: Gavialis gangeticus (Gharial)
Lineage: Eukaryota; Metazoa; Chordata; Crocodylia; Gavialidae
Product: sushi, nidogen and EGF-like domain-containing protein 1
Exons: 5
Coding region: 1-855 (284 amino acids)
Biological process (GO): cell-matrix adhesion
Source: RefSeq, a predicted model, not a curated record